GCCGCCAGCCGCCCCCUCGGCGCAGCGUGUGAUGUUGGACAUGGGAGAUAGGAAGGAAGUGAAAAUGCUGCCGAAGUCCUCCUUCAGCAUCAACAGCCUGGUGCCCGAAGCCGUGCAGAGCGACAACCACAGCGGCCACAGCCACCACAACAGCCACCACCCGCACCAUCACCACCACCACCACCACCACCACCCGCCGCCGCCGCAACAGCCCCAGCGCGCCGCCGCGGCCGAAGACGAGGACGAGGAAAAGGCGCCGUUGCUGCUGCCGCCGCCCGCCGCCGGCGCCCUGGAGGCGGCCAAGGCCGAGGCGCUGGCGGGGAAGGGUGAGGCCGGCGCGGCGGCGGCGGAGCUGGAGGAGAAGGAGAAGGUGGCCGAGGAGAAGAAGGGGGCGGCCGAGGGGGGCAAGGACGGGGAGGGCGGCAAGGAGGGCGAGAAGAAGAACGGCAAGUACGAGAAGCCGCCGUUCAGCUAUAACGCGCUCAUCAUGAUGGCCAUCCGGCAGAGCCCCGAGAAGCGCCUGACGCUUAACGGCAUCUACGAGUUCAUCAUGAAGAACUUCCCCUACUACCGGGAGAACAAGCAGGGCUGGCAGAACUCCAUCCGCCACAACCUCUCUCUCAAUAAGUGCUUCGUCAAGGUGCCCCGCCACUACGACGACCCGGGCAAAGGGAACUACUGGAUGCUGGACCCGUCCAGCGACGACGUCUUCAUCGGGGGCACCACGGGCAAGCUGCGCCGGCGCUCCACCACUUCGCGGGCCAAGCUGGCCUUCAAGCGCGGUGCCCGCCUCACCUCCACCGGCCUCACCUUCAUGGACCGGGCGGGGUCCCUCUACUGGCCCAUGUCCCCCUUCCUGUCCCUGCACCACCCGCGGGCCAGCAGCACGCUGAGCUACAACGGGACCGCGUCCGCCUACCCCAGCCACCCCAUGCCCUACAGCUCGGUGUUGACUCAGAACUCCUUGGGGAACAAUCACUCCUUUUCCACGUCCAACGGGUUGAGCGUCGAUAGACUCGUCAAUGGGGAGAUCCCCUACGCCACUCACCACCUCACGGCCGCCGCCCUGGCCGCCUCGGUGCCGUGCGGCUUGUCGGUCCCCUGCUCCGGCACCUACUCCCUAAACCCCUGCUCCGUGAACCUCCUGGCGGGACAGACGAGUUACUUUUUCCCCCACGUCCCUCACCCCUCAAUGACUUCUCAGAGCAGCACUUCGAUGACGGCCAGGGCCGCCUCUUCAUCCACAUCGCCGCAGGCACCCUCCACCCUGCCCUGCGAGUCCCUAAGACCUUCUUUGCCGAGUUUCACGACGGGACUCUCCGGAGGACUCUCCGAUUAUUUCACACAUCAAAAUCAGGGGUCUUCUUCCAACCCUUUAAUACAUUAACGUCCAUGGGAACAGACUGUAAGUGAACAUUUUACACACGUUCGCGUUGUAAAUGAUGAUUGAAAGGAGAAAAAAAAGAAAAAGGAAAAAAAAAGGAAAACAAAAAAGCCCAGGUAUUUUUUAUUAAGUCCCCCAUUUUCUGUACGUUUGUUCAGUCUUUAGGGUCGUUUAUUAUGCCACCAGGGUGAGGAGUGUCAGCGAGGUGCAAUGUGGGGAGAUUUCAUUGUAGACUAUGGAGUUUGGAAGACAAAUUUCUAGUAGAAUGUGUAUCUAAUAGUGACUGCUUCCGCGAUUCCUAUUCAAACACGAAAAGUCCAUCUCUAAAGCCGCUAGAUUCUCCAUGUUUGCAGUAUUAUAAGUUAUCAUGGAUAUGUCGGUGGGUGCAGACCUUGAAAAAAGCCACUAGAUUUAUGAAAACUAUAAUAAAAAAGAAAGUGUAAUUUGUAUUUAAGCAGAUUCAUACUGAGAGAUGCCCAAAAACUACGUUUUGGCCAUUUAUAAUUUUAUC
Molecule: messenger RNA, 1895 nt
Organism: Numida meleagris (helmeted guineafowl)
Lineage: Eukaryota; Metazoa; Chordata; Aves; Galliformes; Numididae
Gene: FOXG1
Product: forkhead box G1
Exons: 1
Coding region: 32-1387 (451 amino acids)
Biological process (GO): regulation of transcription by RNA polymerase II
Cellular component (GO): nucleus
Molecular function (GO): sequence-specific double-stranded DNA binding; DNA-binding transcription factor activity
Source: RefSeq, a predicted model, not a curated record